Cloeon dipterum is the source of this 3104-nucleotide messenger RNA. Its product is annotated as FERM and PDZ domain-containing protein 2-like. The transcript is spliced from 16 exons. Gene Ontology annotation, cellular component: cytoskeleton. The record is from RefSeq and is a predicted model, not a curated record. Gene Ontology annotation, molecular function: protein binding. The coding region runs from base 149 to 2710 and encodes 853 amino acids. NCBI's taxonomy places the organism in Eukaryota, Metazoa, Arthropoda, Insecta, Ephemeroptera, Baetidae.
UUGGUUGUUCGUUCAUUCAAACGAAGCGAAGGCACCGUCGGUCCAGCCUUAUUGUCUUCGAGUGAAAAAGGACAUUUUUAUCUGUGAAACGGAGUGUUGUGUCCCGAUGACAGCCUAGGAACCGCGCCACCCCCGCGAAAGGAAAUAAAUGGCCGAGGUGUCGGUGGCAGAAGUGCUGGAGCUGCGGGCGAGCGCCGCGCUGGCCGAGCCCGAGGUGUGGAACUUGUUGCGGGGCCUCCUACUCGCUCACGCUCAAGGCGUGCCUUCCAGUAUCUCUGCCCGAGACUUUUUGAUCAACGGGCAAGGCCAGAUGCGAGUCUGGAACCCGACGGCUUGCAGAUCGUAUCCAACCGACAGGCAGUGGGUCUGCCAGCUGGGCCGGGUGAUGCGCUGCCUCUCGCCGGCGACGGCCUCCAACCGCCUGAAACGCCUGCUCGACGCCAUGACCAACGAACAACCGCAGAACCGACCCUCGCUCGCCGGAAUAUGCAAGGAGCUGCAGGACUACAGCGGCCACGACGCCGACAACCUCGCCAGACAACUCUACGCCGAGGUCAUGGGACCCUCACCACCGGAGCCGAUGGCAGAAAAUAAGCCAAUCAUCUCGUCGACGCCGCUGAUGCUGGAUCCUAAGAAGUACUCGGAGGAGAAGCAGGUGGUGUCUUCGACGCCGAUGGCCGAUACGAAGGAGCAGCCGCCUGCGCCGUUGGUAAUGCUGUUUGACGAUAUCGGCGCUUGCACUCCGAUCGCGGUGGCGGCGGCGGCGGCGAAGAGGCCGGCGCGCCUCGUGCGCUCGCUCUCAAGUCCAAGCAGCCCUUCCGAAGGCGCCCGUCGGUCAAAGCCAGUGGAGCGAGCGCCUUCGCGGCUGUACCGGCUGCGUCCUCCGAGCAUCGGGCGGUCGGCGUGCGUGGGGCCCGAGUUCGUCGUACGCAGCAGCUUGCCCGGCAAGGAAAUCCUGCUGCCCAACGACCAAAAGCGCGUCGGCAAAAGACAGCUCACGGUGGUGCUGCUCAACGGCCAGCGGCUCAACGUGCUCUGCGCACCAUCUACCGUCACCGCCGCCAAUGUCCUUCAGGUUGUUCUCGAGGAGGAGGGUCUAAAGCACAGUUUCAUGCUGGGCCUGGCACAGCGGUCGGGCGACGACCUGAUCUUCCUGCCGCCGUCGCUGCCCCUGGCGAAGGUGGCGCCCAAGAGCUGGCUGUCGUGCCUUCUCAAGGGUCACGAGAUGCCGUUCACGCUGUUCGUCAGGGUGCAGCUCUUUCCGCCGACCCUGAGGGGCGUGCGCUGGGAGUCGAAGCACCUGCUCUACCUUGAGCUGCGCCGCGCCCUGGUCGAAGGACGCCUCAGGUGCUCCGGUGCCCAGCAGGAAAUGCUCGCUGGACUCGCCCUGCAGGCCGAGUUUGGAAACUUUUCUCAAGCUCCGAGUGAGGAGCCGUACUUCCUUCUAAUGCACUACGUGUGCGAGGAGGUGCUGCACGUGGCGAGCGUGUUGGAGACGAAGGCCUUGCGGCAGCGGGUGGAGGAGCAGCACCAGUCCCGCAGCGGCCUCGACCCCGGCAGGGCGGAGGAGCUGUUCGUGAGCGAGUGCCAGGCGCUGAGGGACUACGGCACGCACCUCUUCCGCGCCUCGCAGCUCAUGCGGCUCGGCCCCAAGGUGGCGGUGCGGCUCGGCGUCCGGCUCAACGGAAUCGUCGUCCGCUCCGGCGACUCGGACGCAGAGGCCUGCCACAUGGCCUGGAACGCCAUCACCAAGCUCAAGGUCACCAAGGAGCACCUCGUCGUCUUUGCUGCCGACGGGAAGUUCAAGUUUCAUUUUGCUGACAAACAGAGUCACUUUGUGUUCCACUUGGCGUCGCUGCACCACCAGUUUUCGCUGCGGCUGAAAAAUCCGGCGCACAACUCAGACUCCCUCUCAAGAGCUCUGGGAGUGACGGUGGUGCAAAGCUACGAAAAAUACGAGCCUUCAGAGGGUGGCAGUGAGAGCGGUGGUUUGCGGCGCUCAGCGGUGUCGCGCCACAACUCUGAGGUGGCCAAACAGAACAAGGAAAACCAGGAACAGGCGCGGCGGCCGCUUGGCGUCCGCAUGGGCACCAGGGCCGUCUUUGAGAGUAAGGAGAGUCUCGUCCCAACGACGCCGGAGAACGCCAUUCCUGAUGCCUACAUAAUUAAUUCGAGUGUGAAGAGCGAGGAGGAAUUGAAGGACGUGUCGUUGACGGAGGAGCGGAUUCUUCGCUCGGUGACGUUGAAAAAGGACGAGAGCGGCAGCCUCGGCAUCCAGGUCACAGAAGGCUCCGACGGCGCCGUCUACAUCAGGGCCGUCACCCCUGGUGGCCCUGCCGACCUCCAGGGUAUCAUAAAAAGAGGUGACCAAGUGAUGGCGGUCGGGGGCGAGUCGUUGUGCGACGUAUCGUACGGGGAGGCGCUGCGUCGGCUGCAGUCGCGCUGCUCGGCGUCCGAGGGGGGCAACGUGGAGCUGGUGGUGUCGCAGGUGUACGCGGAGGGGGCGAGCGUGGUGGCGGCGCAGGUGACGGCCCGCUACCGCAAGCAGCGCGCCUCCCUCUUCCCGCUCAGCACCAACAAGCUGGACAUCGUGUCGGCGCUGCAGAAGCCCGUCGAGGACCACUACCUCGCGCAAAUCCGCUACCACACGCACCACGAGACCAACGACCUCCUCUCCACCAAGCAACUGCCCCGAAAAAACAGCUCCUGAGGCGAUUCCUACUUCAGCCUGAGAUCUCUCCCCUCCGUCCAGUGGAAAUUUUAGUAAAAAAAUGAUCUUUAAGAGCCAAAAAUAUUAAGAUUAAAUUAAAUAAAUUAAAGAUGUACGUGUUUGAACUGACGAGGGUUUAUUCUUGAAAUGUUUGUAGUGUUAAUCUUCUUUAAUUUUACUCAUAGUUCUUUUUUUUUGAAACGGUGAAAAUCGUAUCGAUUUUUGAUCUCCAUGACUUUCUGACUCAUUUUCACCCUGAAAUAUGUUAUAUUCAAAUACAUUUUUAAAAAUUCUAUCAUAAAAUAUGCUUCCAAAUGUUAUCCUUAAAAGAUUUAUAGAAUUCAUAACAUUCUCUGCUGACAAUAAACAUCGCCAUAUUUAAAAAAUAUAUUUA